Nymphaea colorata (pocket water lily) is the source of this 1471-nucleotide messenger RNA. RefSeq names its product cell number regulator 2-like. The record is from RefSeq and is a predicted model, not a curated record. The transcript has 5 exons. NCBI's taxonomy places the organism in Eukaryota, Viridiplantae, Streptophyta, Magnoliopsida, Nymphaeales, Nymphaeaceae. The coding region runs from base 688 to 1275 and encodes 195 amino acids.
AGCCAACGUGGGGCAGGCGUGGGCGCCUGCCCACGCCAGCCAAAUAAACUCCACGAGUUUAGUGGAGUGUCGGUCUGCCUCAUGCCCAUCUACACGCUAUGCUGCCCACGCCAAACAUGGAUCGGGUCCAGCAAUUGAUCCAGCUCCAGCCUCCAGAAAACAUAAGGCGCCCAAAUUCACCCGAAAGUUCGCCCAAAUUCGGCCUAUUGAUUCUGUCUGCCUGCAGCCCGCCCAAAUUCACCCGAAAGUUCGAAACCGAAAGACAAAAGUAAAACUGCCAAAGGGUGAAGCCGCGAAGGCGAAGGGGCGAACCGGCGAGUGAAGGGCAAGGCUGCAGGCCCACAACCGCGCAGCGGCGCAGGCUCGCAGCGGAGCAGCAGCCAGCAAGGGUUUCAGCUUCAGCUCUGACUCCUUUUUCUUUUUUCCCCUUCUCCUCCUCUCUCUCUGUAAGGAAAAAUAUAAUUCCUUUUCCCACUUGUUGCAGUUGCAGCCUUUCACCCAGAUUUCGUUGGGAAUUUGAGAGGGAAACAGAGGAAUAAGGUGUUGCCGUGUUGGGUGGGGAUUUUGGGGAACGUCUUCUGGGAGACAAGCUAAGCCUUCCUGUGCCACCGCCUGCUUCUGGCUUCCUUCAUUAAAAACGAGAAGGGGAGGAUCGCUUGGUCUCUCUGUCCAUCUCCGGCGAACAGAAUGUAUCCCCAACAGAGCGGCGAGAAAUGGCCACCGGUACCCUCAGCACCUCCUAACCCAUCGGUCAUUUGCCAUCCUAAUCCAGUCACCGGCUUCCCCACCGCCUGCCCUUCUCAGCAAUAUGGCCACCGACUUCCUGGCCCCAUCCUCCCUGCUCCGCCUCACCCAAGCGCCAGCGGACCAUGGUCGACGGGCUUAUGCCACUGCUUUGACGAUCCCUCCAACUGUUUGAUAACCUGCUGCUGCCCGUGCAUUACAUUCGGUCAGAUUGCAGAGAUCGUCGACAGAGGCUCAACACCGUGCGGAGCGGCUGGGUCGCUGUAUGGGCUGAUAAUGUUGUCGACGGGGCUGGCGUGCCUCUACUCCUGCGUCUACCGAUCGAAGCUGAGGGCUCAAUACGGUCUGGUGGAGUCGCCUCUUGCUGACUGCCUCGCCCACUUCCUCUGCGAGCCCUGCGCCCUCUGCCAGGAGUACAGGGAGCUCAAGAAUCGCGGUUUCGACUUGCCUAUAGGAUGGCAAGCAAAUGUGGAGAGGCAGAACCGUGCGAUCACCACGCCACCAGUAAUGGGACAAGGAAUGAUUCGAUAAAGGUUCUUGAACAAUUCAAAUGUAGAUUGAAAGCGAGAAAAGUAUGAUUGCCCAUUUGUUCUACAAAGGAACGAGACUGCUACUACAUUAUGAGUUGGCUUCUGUAAAGGAUUUGGUUUUUAGUUUGGACAAAUUCUUCUUAGUGGCUUUUCCCUUUUUGAUUGAUGUCCAUGUAUUAAUAUAGUGAGUGACUGGU